This is a messenger RNA of Acytostelium subglobosum LB1, 999 nucleotides long. RefSeq lists its product as hypothetical. The transcript has 2 exons. NCBI's taxonomy places the organism in Eukaryota, Evosea, Eumycetozoa, Acytosteliales, Acytosteliaceae. Bases 1 to 999 code for a protein of 332 amino acids. The record is from RefSeq and is a predicted model, not a curated record.
AUGAUGAUCACAACUCAAUCAUCAUCAAACAAUCGAUAUUAUAGUACAUCAACAAACCCAACACCAUCACCAUCAUCAUCAUCAUCAACAUCAGAAUCAACAUCAAGUAAUGACAAGAAGCCAAUACCAACUAGAGAUAUGGAUCAACAACAACUUAGAACGGAACUGUUUAAUCAAUUUGAAGAGACAGUGUUGACAACACUCAAUCAACAACAUCUUGAUGAGAUACCAAUGAUUGCAGCAAAGCCACAACCAUGGGACGAUCGUGUAUACUUGGGCUUCAUAUCAUCAUCACCAUUCCUCUCAUUCAUCUACCCAGAGACAUUGAUCACACAGCUCUCGCGACCCCUGGUCACAAUGCAGAAUUGGUACAACUACUUGCGCGCCAAGCGAUCGCCCUGGAAGGAGCUGUUUGAGGACAGCCAGCAAGGCGACAUCGUCGCCGCCACCAGCAAACAGCUGCUGACAUUCAUCGAGCUACUGUCCAACUAUCAAGGAGCUAAGGACAACGAGGCAAUCAAGUCAAUGGUCACUGAUUAUUACUACGAGAAGACUGUUGGACCGCUACUUGGACACAUGGACGAGUUCCUGCGGCUGGAGCAUCCACCUCACUUCAAGUUCAAGGUGGAGGAGAUCACACAAGCUACCAAGACAAAGUUACAAGUGUUGAGAGGCAGGAUGUUUGUCUCAGUACAUUAUCACAUCAAAGGCAAGUAUGGAGUGAAUGACUAUGUGUUUGAACAAUCAAAGAGACAGAUCACUGGUGCAAUAUGGUCUGCACCAGUACCAACAAAGGAACAACCAAUGGUUCAAUGGCAGUUGGCAUUUAUGUGUCCAUCAGCAUCUGCUUUAUACGCUGUGGAAACAGUCAUCCCUCCAUUGCACUACAUUGGCGUCGAUGCCAAACUAAAUGAGGCUGCAGUCAUCAACAAUCAAUUGAAAGCGAACACGAACGUGGACAGUCAAUCCAAUACAACAACGACAACAUCAAGCAGUUGA